Molecule: messenger RNA, 9674 nt
Organism: Talpa occidentalis (Iberian mole)
Lineage: Eukaryota; Metazoa; Chordata; Mammalia; Eulipotyphla; Talpidae
Gene: KMT5B
Product: lysine methyltransferase 5B
Exons: 10
Coding region: 4353-7004 (883 amino acids)
Cellular component (GO): nucleus
Molecular function (GO): protein binding; histone H4K20 methyltransferase activity
Source: RefSeq, a predicted model, not a curated record
CUGAGGAAUGGAGGUGAUGUUUCUGCCUCGUGGUGUAAUUUCGUGAAUAAUGCCUCCACGUGCCUGGCCCUCUUUGUUUCUGCCUCAGUUUCUCCUCUGAAAAGAGGGGACAGUUGAGGAGCUUUGUUUUGAUCAGUAGUUUCUGCUUUCGUCCCGUGUCGGGCAGGUGAGGUCUGAGGCCCUUUUGCAUUCUGCUGGUGAGGCAGUGGGCAUCCUGGGGCGGGGCCGGGUGGGCGGGGGCUCCCCCACCUCCUGACCUGGGGCACACCCUGCCCAGCCUACCACCUGCAAACUGUCUUGGCUUUGAAGACCCAGGCCAAGAACCCCUUUUGGAAGGUCCCCCUCGCUCCUGUCUCAGCCCAGGAGGAUUCGGUCUGUCGUUGUGCCGCCUGUCUCCGUCUGCCGGCCGCGGGCUGCCCCAGGCCGCUGCCGCUGAGAACAGGAAAUGCCGUUUGGGUCUCAGAGAAAACUGACAGAUGAAGGCGGGCAGGUGGGUCAGACCCGAGAGGUGUAAGAGCAAGUAUUUUUGGGCAGAAGUUCCCUCAACAGCCGCAUCUGCACAGCCGCUGUGUUCACUGUGGCCGCGAGGCCCAGGAGCGCCAUCUUGACAGUGCAGGGCCUGUGGCCACGACGCCGGGCGGGCCAGGAGGUGCUGGCUCUGCUGAGCGAGUAAGGGUGCUCUGGGGUGGCGCCUUCCCUGGCGGGCAGCGCGCCCCACGCUCUUCUGCUCGGGGAAGGGCUCUGCUGCUUUGUUUUUGUUCGGGUGGAAGCUUCCUGUGAACGCACAAGUGGUCGGGCCCGCCUGUGGGCUCGGCGCGGGGCUGGCGUGCCGUGGGGGAGCCUCGGUGCUGUGUCGUGUUCGGUUCACAGCGGGGGUCACUCCCCUGAAAAGAGCAUUUAAGAUCCUGUCCCAAGACACAUUGGGCACCUGCUCCCCUUUCCUGUCGUCUGGCGCUGGUCGCCUCUGGGGCCGCAGCAGCACCCUGCACAGCUGGGGUCCCGGGGCUGUGGAGGAAUGGGGGGGACGCCCUGUGGAGACCCUGGGGGCAUCUGCUUCUGCCUCCCCAGCAUCAGGCUGUGCGGUCCUUGGCCUGUGGCGCCAGUCUUGGCUCUCCUGGGGCGGCCCCGUGCCCCCUGCCUCUCUUACAGGGGCGCUUGUGAUGGUAUUUGGGGCCCACCCGCUAAUCUCACUCAUCCCAAAAUCCAUAACUCAGCCACACCCAGAGGCCCUUUCCUUGUAAACGAACACAUGCGGCUCCAGAUGCGGACCUGGCGUCUCGGGCCGCGUCUCAGGCCACUUCCCGACCCCUCCGGGCAGUUAGCGCAGCCGAUCGCGCGCCCGGCACAGGGUUCUCCAAGAGGCACGAGGGCAUCUCUAGCCUCUGUCGCCUGCCGCAGAGUCCAGAAUGCACAGGAGGGGCUGUAGGGUUCAGGCCCCACCCCUGGCCGGUCUGGGGGCGUGACGCCCGGGCUAUCUACGUUGGCGACCCGGGGUGCCUGUGGGUCGGACUCGACCAGAGCUGGGCGCAGACAGCAGAAAUGGUAUCUUGAAUAACGGGGCCUUUGUAUCGUGCAGCAGGAGCUCUUUGCUGUGCAGUUGGUGGCGCGGGGCACGGCUCAGCCGUAGAGUUCGGGGACAGCUCUGGUCUGGUGAUAGCGGGCCAGGUGACGCGUGCUCAUUUGGAAAGGCUGAUCCUUCUGAACAGAGACCACGUCGUGGGCCAACACUGCUGCGGAGGCGCUGCUGUCGCCGGCUCGGUGGGGUGAGGUGUCGUCCUCCCGCAGCCUGCUCCGGCCCCCCAACCCUUGGCCCUUCCACUACGCCUCCUCUUCCUUCCCAACCCCUCGGCCCGUCCUGGCGUGGGGUGACUUCUCCAGGAGGAAUCAUGUCACCCGGUUCGGGGCGCACAUCACUUGGGCAGCGCUUGGUAAAUGUCCCAGAAAUUGUCACGAUUCUUGAUCAUCCUUCAGAAUGUUUUCAUUUUUCUGACAAUUUUUGAAAUCUUGGUUUGUGUUUAGAACAUUCAACAAAAAAGCCUGUCUUGAAGCAGUAAAAAUGGUUUGGAACCACAGCUCUCUAGUUGGGCGUGAGGAGUGCCCGCAGAAGUCACCAAUGCCGGGCAGCCCGGGGUCCGCGGGGCAUCGGAGGGGCGGGCGCGGUCUUGUCGCCGGGCAUGGCUGCCAGCACAGCGCCGCUGCGCCCUUGAGUCCCGCUCAGGCAUGGGGGUUCGCUGGCUUGUUUGUUCCCCUCCUGAUUAUAAAUAAAUAGGUUUCCUGUGUAGGGAAACUUUAAAACUUUUACAAAUGUUGGGUGCCAUGCCUCCGAGAUGGCCUUGCUGCGUGACCUGCAGUGUGUGCGUGCAGGCCCCCACCCGGGGGCCGUGGUGUACGUGGACGUCUCCUGCGUGCUGCUGCUUGAGCGGCUUUUCAGUGACUCGUGUCUCUUGUGGACUGUUGCCGUGUUUGCACCUGCCGCCGGAACCUGCGGGGUGUGCUACCGCCCCACCUGCGGCCUCUGUGGGUGCCCCAGCCCGGGCCUCUCCGGAAUGCUGCUUCCUGCCCGGAGCGCAGACCUGCUGCGUCCCAGGAGCCUGAACAUCAGACAGGGCGAGGCCUUGCUGAGUCCACACGUUACCGCACUGGGGCGUCCUGCCCAGGCCACAGAACAUCCUUCUGGGGAGACACUCCCACAACUGCCCGCGAGCCCUCGGGCGCACGCCUAGGUGGAGCUGCUCUCGUCAUCCCCAGGCCCAGAAUUUCAUUUGCCUGUGUCCUUGUGGAACGUGCAACUUCUGUUUUUUUCCUCUUGUUGAAAACAAACGAAGAUCCCAGUCUCCCUUCCCCCCAGUGUUCCUUUCACCGCCGCCUGCCCCCUGCCCCGUGAGCCGGUGUUUUCAGAUGUGAUGUCUUUUCACACGUUCUCCCUUAAGGGGUGUAAGGCUGCCUGUGGGGAUAUGACUCUUAAAUCUGUCCAGAGCCCCUUUGCUCCUUCUGUUCCAUGUCGCCGCACUGGGGCGUGUUCGGCAUGUCAGGACCCGAGAGCCUUAAAAACACGUUCUUUGGGCAUCAUUCGACAGCCGUGGGUUUUGUGGGCGUCGGUGAUCCGGGUUGCCUGAAAGACCAGAAAGCACUUUGCUUCUUGUGUGGGGUGCAGAACUAGGGGUGAGCCAGAGGUACAGUGAGGCCCCCCCCUCCAGCAGGCAGGGACGGGGACUUGGAGCCUUAUUUGUCAGUCUAAAGCUGAGGGCCGGUUCUGUCAGGUGGCCUGGCACAAGCUUGUUGGCUGGCGGCUCAGCCGUGUGUGUCUGCUUCUUGCGCUGUGCUGGGAGGGGGUUAGAGAAAAGAAAUGGAACUUCUGGCCUCAGGGGGUCUUGGUCAGUUAAGGAGGCGGAGAGUUAGGCGGCCCUUAGGGACUUGAGAAGUUUGACCUGAGCGCUCAGUGGGGCGUCUCGCUGGACUGGGCAGUGAGCAUCCAGGAGACCUCCUGGAACAGGAAGGGGUAGACCAGAGAAAAGAGGUGGGUGGUCGCAUACCAGGUGCAGGGGAAAGUGAGCGUGUCCUGGGCAGGGCCUUUGCUCUUCAGGGGGCCUGCUCCCGAGUUCUGCACCUGCCGUCCACGCGCGAGACAGGCUCUUUGAUCACCAACAUGGUUUUAUGUUUAAUUUAAUAACUUUUUAAAAUAGAAAAUGUUUAACUUAUAAUUGCUGUCCUGGUGGUUUCUCGUGCCCUUUCCUGUUAUUUCAGCAGCAGCAUUUCUCUGGGUUCAGUGCCGCCUGCGAGAAGACAGGAGAGUGGGGCCCAGCGGAGGCCGAGUGGGGCUGGAAUAGCGAAGGAGGUGGAGGUGCCUGUUGGGGGACAGUUGUAAGCGCGUCCUCAUCAAGCGCAGUUUUGAUCUUUUUAGCCAAAUGUGACUUUCACCCCGUGGAUUCACCCGAAGUUCCUGUGACGGGACAGGGAUCCGAAGUCAAGUGAAAACCAGCGGUUGUGUUUGUGUGGAAUGUCAUUUAGGGCUUGCCCAGGUAGCCAUUUCUGUGGCUACUUAAAAUCAUUUAUCACCCGUGCUCUGCUGAGUUUGUAAGAAGUCAGGAACCGGUUCUCACCGUGGGGGAGAGGGAGGGAGAGGGAGACCUGCAGGCCUCACAGCCGUCGUGGCCUUCAGAGGGUGGGACCUCAGUCUCCGGGUGACCUUCACACUUUGCGUCUUUCUCGGGUGGGUGAACGUGGCCUUUUAUGUAUUUACCUCCCCAUUUUGUUUUUCAUAUUUUGUUUCUGUCAGGAGAGAACACUGAAAUUACUCUCUAAGCUGUGUGAAGAGCGUGACUAAAUGCACCUGGGCCAGGCUGUCCGGGGGCAUGAAGUGGCUGGGAGAAUCCAAGAACAUGGUGGUGAAUGGCAGGAGGAGUGGAGGCAAGUUGUCGAGUGACCCUCCGCAGACCCAGGCCAAGCCACAGCCCGCGGGCAAGGACGCCGUGAAGGCCGGCAGGGGCGUGGUGGAGCGGAGGUCGAGCAGAUGUAAUGGUAGUUCUGGAUUCGAAGGACAGAGUCGAUAUGUACCAUCUUCUGGAAUGUCUGCCAAGGAACUGUGUGAAAACGAUGACCUGGCAACCAGUUUGGUUCUUGAUCCCUAUUUAGGUUUUCAGACACACAAAAUGAAUACGAGCGCCUUUCCUUCGAGGAGCUCAAGGCAUUUUUCAAAACCUGACAGUUUUCCUCACAACAACCCUGUGAGAUUUCGGCCUAUUAAAGGAAGACAAGAAGAACUAAAGGAAGUCAUUGAACGUUUUAAGAAAGAUGAGCACUUGGAGAAAGCCUUUAAAUGUCUGACUUCCGGCGAAUGGGCCCGACACUAUUUUCUGAACAAGAACAAAAUGCAGGAGAAAUUAUUCAAGGAACAUGUAUUUAUUUACUUGCGAAUGUUUGCAACUGACAGUGGUUUUGAAAUACUGCCCUGUAAUAGAUACUCAUCAGAACAAAAUGGAGCCAAGAUAGUCGCAACGAAAGAGUGGAAACGAAAUGACAAAAUAGAAUUACUGGUGGGUUGUAUUGCCGAACUUUCAGAAAUUGAGGAGAACAUGCUACUUAGACAUGGAGAAAACGACUUCAGUGUCAUGUAUUCCACAAGGAAAAACUGUGCUCAGCUCUGGCUUGGUCCCGCCGCGUUUAUAAACCAUGAUUGCAGACCUAACUGUAAGUUUGUGUCAACGGGUCGAGACACAGCGUGUGUGAAGGCCCUAAGGGACAUUGAACCCGGAGAAGAGAUUUCUUGUUACUACGGAGAUGGAUUUUUUGGGGAAAACAAUGAAUUCUGCGAGUGUUACACUUGUGAAAGACGGGGAACUGGUGCUUUUAAAUCCAGAGUGGGACUGCCCGCGCCUGCUCCUGUUAUCAAUAGCAAAUACGGACUCAGAGAGACAGACAAACGUCUAAAUAGACUUAAAAAAUUAGGUGACAGCAGCAAAAACUCAGACAGUCAGUCUGUCAGCUCUAACACUGAUGCAGAUACCACUCAGGAAAAAAACAAUGCAACUUCUACCCGGAAAUCUUCAGUUGGUGUGAAAAAGAGCAGCAAAAGCAGAACAUUAACAAGGCAGUCUAUGUCACGGAUCCCAGCUUCUUCCGACUCUACCUCAUCUAAGCUAACUCAUGUAAAUAAUUCCAGGGUACCAAAGACACUGAAAAAGCCUGCCAAGCCUUUACUUUCCAAAAUAAAAUUAAGGAAUCAUUGCAAACGGCUGGAGCAAAAGAGCACUUCACGGAGACUCGAAAUGGGAGACUUAGUGCUUAAAGAGCCUAAAGUCGUUCUCUACAAAAAUUUACCCAUUAAGAAGGACAAGGAGCCGGAGGGACCAGUCCCAGCCACGGCGGCCAGUGGGUGCUUGACUAGGCACGCGGCACGGGAGCACAGGCAGAACUCGGGGCGAGGGCCGCCCGUGCUGGGGGAGGAGGCCCCCUGCACCUACAUAACCAGGCGGUCUGUACGGACAAGGCUGAACUUGAAGGAGCCCUCCGACAUCAAGCUGGAACCAAAUACGCCGGACGAUUGCAAGGACGGCGUGACGGAGCCCUGCCCGGACAGUGGCGCCCAGCCCCCGCCCACGGCCCAGGCCACUGACCUGGCUGACGCGGCCGCCCCGAGCGGGGAGGCCCAGGGGCCCAAGAGCGACUCCAGCACAUCCAGGAAAAAGGCCCGGCCGGGGAGGCUCGUGAAACAGCUCACAAAGGCGGAAGAUGCCACCGUGGCACCCACGUCCCCGGGGAGGGCCUGCCUGCUGCCUGAGGCCACGGGGCCCCCCUUGGCGCAGGGUGAGCUUGGGGGCGCCGGGGGCAACCCUGUGGGCUGCACCGACUGGACCCAUUCUCCGGGGGGCGGCUCCAGCCUGCCACCUGAUGGCUUCACAGCAAAAGAUGGCUUCAGAACUGCAAAGAGCAAGAAGAAGAGGCGCAUCACUAGGUAUGACGCGCAGCUGAUCCUGGAAAACAACUCUGGGAUCCCCAAACUGACUCUCCGGCGGCGUCACGACAGCAGCAGCAAGACGGACGACCGGGAUGGGGACGGGAUGAGCUCCUCGAAGAUCAGCAUCAAGCUGAGCAAAGACCACGAAAAUGACAGCAACCUCUACGUGGCCAAGCUCAACAACGGCUUUAGCUCGGGGCCGGGCAGCAGCGCCACGAAACUGAAAAUCCAGCUGAAGCGGGACGAGGAGAGCAGGGGGCCCUAUCCGGAGGGGCUGCACGAAAACGGGGUGUGCUGCAGCGACCCCCUCUCUCUGCUGGAGUCCCGGAUGGAGGUGGACGACUACAGCCAGUACGAGGAGGAGAGCUCGGAUGCGGACGACUCCUCGGAGGGGGACGAGGACGGGGCCGACUGUGAUGACGACUUCGAGGACGACUUCAUCCCCCUCCCGCCCGCCAAGCGGCUGCGGCUCAUCGUGGGCAAGGACUCCAUAGACAUUGACAUCUCCUCCCGGAGGAGAGAAGACCAGUCCUUGCGGCUCAACGCCUGAGCUCGGCCUCGGCCGGCCUGGGGCAGCUGCGCUCAAGAGAUGGAAAUUCCAGCCGGUGGCUGCUCCCCUGACCGCCAUGGCCGCCGGGCCGCCCGCCGCGCGUCAGCAUAACACUGUAGGAAGCGUGCAGCCGCCGGCUCUCCUGGGCCUGCGCGCGCGCACUUGUACCGUACUUUCUAAAUAGCCUCCUUACGUGCAAUCCUGAGUUAGAGGUAAAGCCCUGUUGUAAGAUAAAGGCUCAAGCAAAAUUGUACAGUCACAGCCGCUUUCCACACAGGACCGUGAACCAAUAAUGUGGAGACAGUUUUUUUACCCUUACGAGCUUCAGCUGGCUCUUGAAUCCGUGACUAGACAAAACCCCCAUCUAAAACCAAUCACAGUAGCAGCGUUUGCGGUUUUCUAGUUCAUGCUAAUGUCACCAGCAAGAUCUUCCGGCUUUUUGGUUUAUUUGCUCGAUGUGCCCCUUGGCGUCCUGUCGGUCCCACACUGUCUGCCGGCCUCGCGCGGCGGGCGGAGGCGCCGGCCCUUGGCUGGGAGGCAGAUUGUUUCUCGAAACAACCAGUACCGAGCUUGGGCCCCGCCGGCCGCCAGUGUCGGGGUGAGUUUCCACACGGCGUAUUUAUUGCUUGUCAUGUAAAUUAAAGACCUUGUAUUUAACACUUUUCAAUCCUUUUAGAUAAAAUUGUUCUUUGCAAGAAUGAUUGGUGCUUAUUUUUUCAAAAAUUCGCUGUGAACAAUGUGACGACAACAAGCGACGUUUAUCUGAUGAACUACGGCUGUUUAGUUUGGGUCUCCCAAGUUUUCUGUUGCACUUGUAAAAUGCUACAAGGAAUAUUAAAAACUCUAUUCACUUUAACUUAUAAUAGUUUAUGAAAUAAAAACCUGAGUCACAGCUUUUGUUCUGUGGUAACCUAUAAAAAUGUUUGUCUGGAAUUCAAUGUAAAGAACUGAAAACAAUGUGUAUGUUGUAAAUAUUUGUGUGUUGUGAGAAAUUUUUGUCAUAAGAAAUUAAAAGAACUUACCAGGAAGGUUUUUAAGUUUAGAAAUACUCAUGCCAAUAAAAUAGGAAUUAUAAAUAUAUAGUUUAAAGCACUGCAUCAGUGGGAGUUCUUGGCUUAUGUUAUUUUAUGUACGAAAAUAUCAAAGAUUUUUUUGACUAUAUUAUCAGUUAAACAAAAAAGAGGAGUCAGAUUUUAAUUUGUUUUUUGAAGCACUUUUGAGAAGAGAAAUUAAUUUUAAGUAACUUAAUGAGCAAAGUUUUUGAUUACUACUUUAUGUCCAAUACCAGGCUUUCAUUUCUCUGGAUGAUUUUACAGAUCUUUGGACAAAGAACUGGGGGAUGUAAAUGUGUGCCCAGGGCGGAUGCCGGGGGUCUGCUGCCUCUGGGACCUGUACUGGCGGCAGGCGCGCUGCGCCCCUAAGCAAGGUCCAGCAGGGCGUGUCUGAAACGUUAAAAGGAGCCCGCAGGCCGGAGACGCCGGGGGAGAAGGCCCGGUGCUUACUGCUGCGCUGACUGAUGCCUGGUUUCCAGGUUUGGGGCAUCAGUUAAAUUCAGUUCCUCAAAACAGUUGCCAGCAGUUUCCAAAUAGAAAUUAGUAAUACUCAUAAAAGGCUUUUAAAUGUAGAAGUGUUUCUCCUUGUUUCGUGGAGGAGCCACUGUGCGGCCUCCUGCCGUCUCCGGCGCGGUGCAGGCCCAACCCUCAGGUAUCGCUUAGGAAGCUGGCGGUGGAGGGCCUGGUGUGCGCGCUCCCCUCCGCCCCAGAGGUCCUCGCCGCCAGGCCCAGCCUGUCCCUCGGAGCACUUUGCAGACCAAGUUCAGGCCUCACGUGUCCCGUGUGGGAGACGGGUGGGACUCACGCCCCUGGGGGAAUUCAAGCUCAGACCCUUGUGCCAGCACACGGGGUCACCUCUUCUGUCCCCACCCUGGUUUGGGGCAUUUCGAGGAGGGUCAGAAGCUAAAGCUUGAGCUCUCUCGGGCUACCCACAAUAGCCACUUCAGGAGUUCCAGUCUUAAGGAAGAGGUAAUACAAGAUUGCAUUUCCCACCUUUCUCUGUGUUUAAGCUUAAUUUUAGUGACUUAUUUAUGACGUUUGUUUUUACUGCGGCCUCGUCUUUGAGGCUGACCUCCCCGUGGGUCUGGGCAGUGGCGUUCAGGGGGCCGCUGCCUCGGGAGUCGGUGUGCACAAGCGCUCGGCAGCCGCUGCCGGCGCCUUCCAGGGAAACCUAAUUUCCGUUCUUAAAGCUAGGGGCCUCGGAGCUGCCCAGCUCCCUGCAGGGCUUCACCCUGCGGGUGGGCGCUGCCCUCGCUGGCGACCCCUCGGAAGAGGUGGCAUUCAAUAAAACUUAGCUUGAGCUUAUGCAAUGAUUGGUAAACUUUUGGCAUUGUGAGAAUUAGGAAAUGAUCGUAGACGUAUAUGUAAAGUAUUCGAUUUUCAAUCAUUUUUCAAAUUACUGUUUUAAAUUGUUUUGCUGAGUUGUAAUACUUUUGAGAUACAAUGUAUUCCUUGUACUGAAAGAAUGAAAAAAGGACUUUUUCUGCAUUUGAGGUAAGUUCUUUAACGUUUCAUUAAAAACAUUUUUUACAAAUAUUUUGUACAUGCACUUGCAGUAUUGAGGUUAAUCAUUUUAAUAAAUUCGGAAAUUAAAACAGUUUGGCCGGUGUCCACUUCU